Messenger RNA from Pyrus x bretschneideri (Chinese white pear), 396 nucleotides. RefSeq names its product disease resistance protein RUN1-like. The transcript has a single exon. The coding region runs from base 1 to 396 and encodes 131 amino acids. The record is from RefSeq and is a predicted model, not a curated record. Gene Ontology annotation, biological process: signal transduction. Lineage: Eukaryota; Viridiplantae; Streptophyta; Magnoliopsida; Rosales; Rosaceae.
AUGGAACAUGGGGAAGUUCUAGCAGAUUGCAUGGGAACCCAAGAGGCACAUUCAUCUCCUUCAACCCCUGAAUGCGUACACGAGGUCUUCCUGAAUUUUAGGGGCGAGGACACCCGCGAUGGGUUUACGAAAUAUUUUUACACUGCUUUGAAAAAGAAAGGAAUCAAUACAUUUCUGGAUGACGAUAAACUUGAGAGGGGAAAGGCCAUUAAACCAGAACUCUUAAAAGCAAUUGAGGAAUCUAGGUUGGCAGUCGUCAUUCUUUCAUGUGACUAUGCUUCUUCAGCGUGGUGUUUGGAUGAGCUUGCCCAUAUUGGAAAGUGCAAUGAAGACAAGCGGCUUCAAAUUUAUCCGGUUUUCUAUUACGUUGAACCAUCUGAGGUAAGAAAGCAAUAG